This is a messenger RNA of [Torrubiella] hemipterigena, 2419 nucleotides long. The record is from the annotation of a GenBank genome assembly. NCBI's taxonomy places the organism in Eukaryota, Fungi, Ascomycota, Sordariomycetes, Hypocreales, Clavicipitaceae.
CCCAAUUUCAUCUUCAACGGUCUGCCCACCUAAACUUAGCAACUGCAUUGCAGACCCGCGAAAGUCAUCCUUAGCUUUUAUCUAAUCCACCAAGUUGGAAUCACCCGAUAUUCAUUAGACGACUAGCUCCAGAGCGGAAUCCCUUCUUCGAACGACCCAAGAAAGCUCCAGCAUCCCCCGCCAGGGGCAUAUCGUCACAAUGCCCUCUCCGGCGGUGCCUGAAAUCGUCGAGGAAGCGCUCCACGAAGCGAUUGACGCCCGAACAGAGUCGCUCGUCGGUUUACGCGAGCUUGGUCCUCCCGAUCUUGUUCACCUGGUCAAGCAAAACGUUCGCAACCCUGGAAAACAGACUGGAAUUUACCACCAUGUCACAGGUGUAGAUGCCUCCUCUUCUGCCAGCCUGGCUGCGUACAUCAACACUUUGACAUACAAGGAGCACGGUCCGAGCGCAACGACGAAGAUUGUCGAGGGCCUCUACUGCUGCUACAAUGCAUUCUCUAGACUCGACAUGAGAGUGCAUGUUUCCAUCCCCGGUACAGUCGAAGCCUACUGCGUGGACGAGCGAGGCGAGAAGCGAGAAGCCCACGACGACCUGUGGCUAGAAACAUAUCUUUGCAGCGUUCUUAGAGCAUACUCUUAUGCAGAUGACGGAAGUGGUGACACGAUCCGAAAGAUUAUGGGCGUUCGUCGUUUCAACCCCGUCACCAGCACCGAAACCGAGCACCGCUUCCUUCACGCUGCUGAGCAACUUUUCUUCCGAGGUUGGCAGCUCGGUUCAAGCUCUACAGUACAGGUUCCUACCAAUGUAUCGAACCAUCUUACUGAGGGCUUAUUAAAGUACCUCGAAACGACCGGCCGCUUUGUCUCUGGUAUCAACUUGUUUGAGAAACUGCGCACCCAAAGCGUUGAAGUCUCUUCGCUACUGGCGAGAGUCAUGUUUAUGGGCAGUGAAGAGGUAUCUGGAAUCCGUGUACUUCAUGAAUCCUUACAGCAGGCCCCCAUGGACUAUGUCAUGCUCGACGCCCAAGCCGAAUUCCUACUCAAGAAAGCUCAGACCGCGCCAACACCCGAUGCCCGCACCGAGCGUCUUCGCAUGGCUCUGGGCUGCGCUGAUCGCAGCACAAUUGCUGCCCCAAGUGAAUUCGGUACAUGGGCUCGCUUGGCGCGCGUCUAUGUUGCCAUGGAAGAUUGGGAAAAUGCCCUGACCAUCCUCAACUCUUGCCCAAUGUUCACUUAUCAGGACAAGGACGCCCCCCUGAUGCCUGAACCAAAGGAAGUCAAUCUCCCCAUCUUGGCGGAAACUCGUCUUGACGAAAUUGACAGCGAAUCCGAGGGCCGUUUCUCCGAGCAGGUCGAUGUUAGCCUCCUGAACCUCCGCGCUGCCUCGCAUCGCGGUACUUUCAAGGAAGCCUACAGCAUCCUGACCGAAAUGACGGCCAAGAUUGGUUGGGAUCAGCUUUUGAAGAUCCGCAGCAACGUCUUUGUCAUGGAAGACGAGUAUCGUACUGGUCCAAAGGCGGAUGCUGCCCAGGGAGCUGCCAAGCGAACACCUAGCAUGGAUGGCCUCCGAGGCACCCCCGACCCCAGCAACAGAAAUGGCGACGAUGAUGAAGACGAGGAGGAUGAUGAGAAUGAGGAUGGCGAAUCAAAGGACAAGCAGCCCAACGGAGAAAGCAAUGUCGAGAAGCCCAGCCAGACCAUUGAUCCUCAGGUUGUGAAGGCAGACAAAGAAGGAAACGAAAACGAAGAACACCUCUACCGACUCAACACCAAGAGACUCUGUGAGCGCUGGCUAGACACACUAUUCAUGGUUCUGUACGAUGAUCUUCGAGUCUACACCAUCUGGCGCACACAGAUGGCACAGUUCCGCGCACAGGAUAUUCAGUACAAGAAGUCUGCUGAGGAGUGGGAAAUCCUGGGCUCGCUGGCCGAGCGCUUGCAGCACUUUGACGAGGCUGUUGAGGCAUACACCGCUUGCUUGACGCUGCGCUUUAGCCCGCGGGCUCUCGCUGGUGUUUUGCGCGUCUACGAAAAGACCAAGAACACCCGCGAGACGGUGGCUGCCAUCAUCCGUCUGGUUACCUGGCAGUACCGAUGGUACAGCGAGUUCUCGCCGGAGCUGCUGCAGUCAAUCCGCGCCUUGAUUGAGGAAGAGGGUGCCGUCAAGGUCCGAAGCAUAAUACAGGCGACCAGCCUACCCCAGAACGUGCUGGAUCUGACGCACCACUAUGCUGCUCUUUGCGCGACCUUUCGCAGCAGCGGCACCGAGGGUUAGUGGUGAUGGGGAGUGAUGACGACCAAAAGUUGAUAUGGGUAGAGAUAGAAUUAUAAUACUAUGGAAAAAACAGGAAUAAUCAAAGCUGUGAUGUUUAUGAUGUACAGUCUAUGUGAACUUGCUGAAACAAUGGAAUAUUUCUUG